Molecule: messenger RNA, 1113 nt
Organism: Emericellopsis atlantica
Lineage: Eukaryota; Fungi; Ascomycota; Sordariomycetes; Hypocreales; Bionectriaceae
Exons: 1
Coding region: 134-811 (225 amino acids)
Source: RefSeq, a predicted model, not a curated record
CGUGUCACUGUCCAGGACCAAAGACAACGAUACGAGCCAUUCAUUUGGCUUCGACGCUUCCUUCGCCUGGUACUUCUCACUGUCACUCAAUCACUCGCUUUCUGGCUCAACGACAACUCAAAACAUCCUCAUCAUGCCCGGACAACGACCAAAGCUUGGUAAGCUGGCAACGCCAGUCUCGGCCACAUUCCCAUCCGAGAUCACCUCUGCUGCCACGGCUACACCUAUCUCUGCCGUGGCCUUCCCCGUCAAGCCGGAUCCUGACUACAUCAAGACUCCCAUCAGUCCUCCCAUGGCCUAUACCGACUUUCUCUCCAAGGCCAUGUCUCUCAACUCACCACUUCCGCCUACUGGUGACUCCACACCCGAGUCUGCAUCCAUGCCGGGGACGGCGAGCAGCGAGCAGUCGUCGUGCUCAUGCAAGGUGGAAGAGUCAUCACCCCCAACCAGUGUCGACGGUGACAAGCCGUCCCCUCCUGCCACUGCUCCCAUUGUGCCGCCGAGUCCCUUUUGCCCCUCAGCGGCACCAAUGUCGGCCCCUCCUACGGGACCUGCAACCUUCCCUAGCCUGCGAGUCCCCCAAAGUCCUUCGGUUGCCAACCUGGACUCGCCAGUCCGUUCGCCCUAUAGUGCACGGUCAAUUCACUCCGCGUUUGACUGGGACGCGGCUCUCAAGGCCCGCACGCAGUCUCUGAAGAAGCAGCCUUCCCGGACCAGUGUACGGCACCUCAGGGAGGUGGUGACCAGGACCGUCACCUACACUCCACGAAUGGAUCCAGCACCCAAAGGCAAGAGGCGCAAGGUCGAAUGAGACCGUUACCUUACCCUCAUUAAUGAACAUUGCAUUGGAUCUCCCUUCACGAUCGACACUCACUUACAACGGGAUCAAACUGUCGCGCCUUUCACAUCGACAAUUGGACCUUUUUUCUACAUGUCAGCAUCACCAAUGAUGCUUCCCAAGAUAAAUCAUGUAUCUAUUCCCGGGAACACUUUACGACUUCAUGCACAUCUGGCCAUAACUCGGGCCAAACAUAACGGCGCACCAUCAGGAGGGUUUUGACACUUCAGAUACAUAUACCUUGGUGCCAAAAAGGGAAUUGGCGAGCAGGAUCU